AUGUCGGAUAUCGGCAGCGGUGACGAAGGAAUUUCUAGUCAGAAGUACCAUGGUCAAAGUAUGGACGCCGGUGGGAAUAACUUCGAUUCCGGGCAACAGCCACAGGAGCAGGAGUUGGCGACAAAAAUGCUGCAGAUCCAGUCGAAACGGUUCUACCUGGACGUGAAGCAGAACCGACGAGGCCGGUUUAUAAAGGUGGCUGAGUUCUCUUGCUGUCGAGGGCAGAUCGGCGCGGACGGCAGGCGCAGCCAGAUAUUCCUUGCGAUGUCCACCGCGGCCGAGUUCCGCGACUACCUGUCCAGCUUCAGCGACUUCUACUCGUCGCUGGGGCCCCCCAACCCGGACAACGUGCCCGACGACGGCAAGCUCAAGUCGGAGAUUAUGCUAAAGGACAACCGGCGCUACUACCUCGACCUGAAGGAGAACUCGCGCGGGCGCUUCCUGCGCGUGUCGCAGACCAUUUCGCGCGGCGGGCCCCGCAGCCAGGUGGCGCUGCCGGCGCAGGGCAUGAUCGAGUUCCGCGACGCCCUCACCGACCUGCUCGACGACUUCGGCACCGACGACGGCGGAUUCAAGGGCGACCUGCCCGAGGGCCGGCACCUGCGCGUAGACAACAAAAACUUCUACUUCGACAUCGGACAGAACAACCGAGGCAUCUACAUGAAAGUAAGCGAGGUGAAGAGCAACUUCCGCACGGCCAUCACGGUGCCCGAGAAGUGCUGGACGCGCUUCCGCGACAUCCUGGCCGACUACUGCGACAAGAUGGGCCGCGUGCACGCCGCCGACGCCCUGCAGGGUGGUGGUCCGAGGGCAGGCAGCGCACAACCCUCCCGGGACAUGCGCCCCGAGCCGGAUUUGAUGCGCGGGCGCCGCCCCGCCCCGCCCCGCCCCGCCCGGCGCCUCUGUAUAUACUGCUCUGCGCACAUAGCGCGGCCGGCGAGCACGCGCCGCGUGACGGGGCGCACGCGCGCCGUGACGCGGCGGCGUGACACGGCCCGCGCGGCCACGUGCGCCGUGCUCGCCCGGCGGGGCACACCUUCCGAACUAACUGCGGCUUUGAGCUUCGUUUCAUUGACGUUCUCCUUAGGGGCGCUAGGCGAGAGGGGUGUAACGGCCAGGGGUUUACAGGUGAGAGGCGCGUGCGAGGGCCAGCGCGGCGUGGCCCCCGCCGGGGAGGGCGGCGGCCCGGCGGCGAGGCCUCGCCGCGCUGGCCGGCUCGAAUCU
Molecule: messenger RNA, 1224 nt
Organism: Iphiclides podalirius (scarce swallowtail)
Lineage: Eukaryota; Metazoa; Arthropoda; Insecta; Lepidoptera; Papilionidae
Source: the annotation of a GenBank genome assembly